Molecule: messenger RNA, 896 nt
Organism: Actinia tenebrosa (Australian red waratah sea anemone)
Lineage: Eukaryota; Metazoa; Cnidaria; Anthozoa; Actiniaria; Actiniidae
Product: DNL-type zinc finger protein-like
Biological process (GO): protein stabilization; protein folding; protein import into mitochondrial matrix
Cellular component (GO): mitochondrion
Molecular function (GO): zinc ion binding; protein-folding chaperone binding
Source: RefSeq, a predicted model, not a curated record
UGACAAAAUCUGUAAUUAUUUAACAUGAACUUACUUUAUAAGUGUCGUACAUGAAGUACUUGCCUGCAAAGCAAUAUGGCCGCAUCGAGGGUCAGGGUAACGUGUAGGAUGCUUUCUCAUAAACUCGUCACACCACAAUUUUUACCUAAAAAAACUAUAUUCUAUAAAAGCCCAAUGACUAAAGUAACUUCUAGUUCAUAUUCAGCGAAUUUCAAGCGGUUUUUCUGCGAGAAUGCGGCUCUUGGUAAAAUGGAUGUGGAAAAGUUCCAUCUGAUUUAUACUUGUAAAGUUUGUAAUACAAGAUCAAAGAAAACCAUCUCAAAACAGGCUUAUACUAAGGGUGUUGUUAUUGUCAAGUGUCCGGGAUGUGAGAAUAAUCAUCUUAUUGCUGAUAAUCUUAGAUGGUUUUAUAAUGAAAAAAGAAACAUUGAAGACAUACUUGCAGAGAAAGGAGAAACAGUGAAAAAACAAGUCAGUGAUGAUUGUACAUCUGAAAUUUUACUCAACAAUGAAUCAAAACAAGAAUAAACUGAAUUCUGCUAUAAAUUCUUUCAUGCUCUAUAAUGCAAACGCUGCAACUGAGAACACGUUUACGAAGUUAACCUAUCAUAGCAUAGAAAGAAAGCAAAGCAUUCCAACUUUAGCCAAUCAGGAGCAAGCAAUGAAGAUUGAUUUGACAUCUGGCAAAAACUAAUAAGAACUAAUCUUUUUUAUGCAUUUCAGUUGCGCGAUGGACUGAAAAUCGGCCGCCAAAUAGACAGAGACGAACGGCGUCACUUUGCAUUUCUUACUGAAAUUUUGUUGAGUGAACUAUAAACAAAAAAUCGCACAAUCUUCUCGUACAAUUUGGAAUUAAUAGACACUCGUAAUGUUUUGAAAUUUCUUUAAUUGCACUC